AUGAAUUGCCUAUUUUGGAAUAUUCGUGGUAUUGAAAAAGGCGAGAAAAUCUUACCUAUUAGAACGCUAGUGGAAAAAAAGAAAGUUUUAUUUAUGGGUCUUGUGGAGACUAAACAUAAAAGAUCUGUUCGAAAUAGGAUGAAGAGGAUGUGGGGUAAUGAUGAUUAUGAUAUCUGUGAAGUCUAUGAAUCUGAAACGAACGAGGGUGGUGUGAUUGCGGUGUGGGAUAAACAAACAUUCGUUUCCUCAAUUAAACACAUGGGAAGUCGAUGGAUCCUUAUUGAAGGUUGUAUGAAGAAGAAUAAUUUUGAAUGUUGUGUGGGUGUCAUUUAUGGGCAUAAUGAUAGAAUGGGAAUACGUGCUAUGUUUGAAGAGCUUAAACAGAGAGUGGUUAGUAUCAACAAACCAAUACUGCUGCUUGGUGAUUUCAAUGUCACAUUACACGAAGGGGAAAGAACCGGACCCUUCAGAUGCGACCGUAGCAUGAAUGAUUUCUCGGAAUGGAUUACAGAUUUGAGAUUGCUUGAUUUACCCUUACAGGGACUGAAAUUUACCUGGAGAAGAAAUGAAUCAAAAAGUAGACUUGAUAGAGCUCUAUGUUGCCACACAUGGCUCAGCUCCUUCCCGCAUCUGAGGCUAUAG
Messenger RNA from Amaranthus tricolor (Joseph's coat), 642 nucleotides. RefSeq lists its product as uncharacterized. Gene Ontology annotation, molecular function: catalytic activity. The transcript has a single exon. NCBI's taxonomy places the organism in Eukaryota, Viridiplantae, Streptophyta, Magnoliopsida, Caryophyllales, Amaranthaceae. Bases 1 to 642 code for a protein of 213 amino acids. The record is from RefSeq and is a predicted model, not a curated record.